UACACAAAACAUAAACUACCGGUGCCUUUGCUUGUACGCUUUUGGCCGGUCCAUUCUCACUCACGAUACGAUAAAAGGCAUUUUGUGGACCGCUUCUUGCACAUUCCCUCGAGCCGCAGUGGUGAUUUAAUUUCAUUAGGUGGUUUUUAUUUAUUGUAUAUUUACGCGCGGUGGACGGUAGCGUUGGUAAGGGUGGUGGCAAAAGGUUGGUAAAGCUGGUCUUUGCAAAUCUCCCAACGAAAGCGUACGAUGGAAAUCAACGAGAACAACUUCGAGCGGCUGGCAAACUACCUCCAGCAGACGCUUAAUCCCGAUCCGGAAGUUCGACGACCCGCUGAAAGGUUCAUCGAAAGUAUUGAAAUCAGCCAAAACUAUCCGCUACUAUGUUUGCACCUGGUCGAUCGUCCGCAGGUCGACAUGACGAUACGAGUCGCGGCGGCGAUCGCUUUCAAGAACUUUGUCAAACGUAACUGGGGUUUCCACCUGGAGAAUGAUGGGCCGGACAAGGUGUGCGAGUCGGACCGAAACGGCAUCAAGAGCCUGAUCGUCCCAAUGAUGCUGAAAUCACCCGCUUCCAUACAGAAGCAGCUGAGCGAUGCGGUCAGCAUCAUCGGGAAGUACGAUUUCCCGCUCAAGUGGCCCCAGCUGAUCGACGAGAUGAUUGAAAAGUUCGCCACGGGUGAUUUUCAUGUGAUCAACGGUGUGCUGCAGACGGCUCAUUCGCUGUUCAAGCGUUACCGAUACGAGUUCAAGUCGCAAGAGCUAUGGGAGGAGAUUAAGUUCGUGCUGGACAAAAUCGCAAAACCGCUCACCGAGCUACUGCAGGCUACACUAGGGUUGGCGGAAGCGCACGCGAACAACGAAGAGGCGCUGAAGGUCAUCUACAGCUCGCUGGUGCUCGUGUGCAAAGUGUUUUACUCGCUCAACUCGCAGGAUCUGCCCGAGUUCUUCGAGGAUAACAUGGAAACGUGGAUGAAAGCAUUCCACGGCCUGCUGACACUCGAUGUACCCUGUCUCAAGACGCCCGACGAUGAGGAUGCGGGCGUUUUGGAGCACUUGAGGUCGCAGAUCUGCGAGAAUCUUUGCAUGUACGCGCAGAAAUACGACGAAGAGUUCGGCCCAUACAUGCCCCAGUUCGUGACGGCCGUCUGGGAGCUGCUGGUGAACACCGGUAUCCAGACGAAGUACGAUUCGCUCGUCUCCUAUGCGCUCAAGUUCCUUAGUACCGUCGCGGACAGGAAUCACUAUCGGCAUCUGUUCGAAGAUCCGAACGUGCUGGCAAGUAUUUGCGAGAAAGUGAUCAUCCCGAACAUGGACUUCCGGCUGUCGGACGAGGAGCUGUUUGAGGAUAACCCGGAAGAGUACAUCCGACGGGACAUCGAGGGUUCGGACGUGGAAACGCGACGUCGAUCGGCCUGUGAUCUCGUCAAGACGCUGUCACAGAACUUUGAGGCAAAAAUCAUCGAAAUUUUCGGCCAAUACCUGCAGGUGCUGCUUGCGAAGUACGCAGAAAACCCGGCCAACAAUUGGAAGACGAAGGACACCGCCAUCUACCUCGUCACGUCGAUGGCUUCCAAGGGGCAGACGCAGAAGCACGGCGUCACGCAAUCGUCCGAGCUGGUGCCGCUACCGCAGUUCACCCAACAACAGAUUAUUCCGGAGCUGGAACGCUCCGACGUCAACCAGCUACCGGUGCUGAAAGCCGACGCACUCAAGUUCAUCAUGACGUUCCGGACGAUCCUGGGGCCGCAGAUUAUCGUCGCCACGAUGCCACUGGUCGCGAAGCACCUUGGAGCGGGCAGUGUUGUGGUGCACACGUAUGCGGCGUGCGCCAUCGACAAGAUCCUGACGAUGCGCGGCACCGACAAGCAACCGAUCGUGACGAAGGAGCUGCUAACGCCGCUGAGUGCCGAACUGAUCACUGGUCUGUUUGCCGCCUUCACCGUGCAGGGUUCGAACGAAAACGAGUACAUCAUGAAGUGUAUCAUGCGCGUGCUGAACACGCUCCAGGAGGCUUCGCUGCCGUUCAUGAUCGUGGUGUUACCGCGCCUAACCGAGAUCCUGACGGUCGUUUCGAAGAACCCAUCGAAGCCACACUUCAAUCACUAUCUGUUUGAGACACUUUCCCUUUCCGUAAAGUUGGUUUGCAAGGCAGACCCGAAUGCUGUCAGUUCGUUCGAGGAGGCUUUGUUCCCCGUUUUCCAGGGAAUACUGCAACAGGAUGUGCUUGAAUUCAUGCCCUACGUGUUCCAGAUGCUAUCACUGUUUCUGGAGAUCCGGGAGGGUAAGAGCAGCAUUCCCGACACCUACCUGUCGCUGUUCCCGUGCCUACUGGCGCCCACCCUCUGGGAGCGCCCUGGCAACGUGACACCGCUGAUACGGCUACUGUGCUCGUUUGUGCGCCAAGCUUCGCCGCAGAUUUCGGCCGAGGGAAAGCUGAGCGGCGUGCUGGGUGUUUUCCAGAAGAUGAUUGCCUCAAAGAACAAUGACCAUGAAGGGUUCUAUCUGAUGCAGAAUUUGUUGCUCCACUACCCAGCUGAAGAGCUCGGGCAAAGCAUGCGUCAGAUCUUUUCGCUGCUCUUUCAACGGCUUAGUUCCUCCAAGACGACCAAGUUUGUGCGAUCUUUCAUCGUGUUCCUCUGCCUUUACGCGUCACGUGUUGGCCCGCAGGCGUUAAUACAGAUGAUCGAAAGCAUUCAGGCGCAAAUGUUCGGCAUGGUGGUCGAACGGGUGUUCAUCCCCGACAUCAACAAGGUAUCGGGUGAGCUCGACCAGAAGAUCGUCUCCGUGGGGCUGACGAAGCUGCUGUGCGAGUGCCCGGAGAUGCUGGCCGAACCAUACGUAAACUUUUGGCCGCAGCUAUUGCAGACGGUGGUGCAGAUCUUCGAGCUGCCGCCCGACGAGUCCGCCAUCGAUGGUGAUAACUUCAUCGAAAUCGAGGACGUGCCCGGCUAUCAGGCCGCCUACUCGCAGCUCAACUUUGCCCAGCCGAAACCGUUCGAUCCGCUGCCGGACGUAACGAAUGUACGCCAAUAUCUGGUACAGCACCUCGGCAAGCUGGGUCAGGCGCACGCCGGGAAGGUCGGUACGCUGAUCUCUUCCCUGCCGGCGGCUCACCAGGAAGCGCUGCAAAAGUACUGUGCGCAGAGUGGCGUUCAGAUUGCCUAAAGCGCCAACUUCUGAUAUAGAUUUAAGCAAAAAAGUGUACUCGUCAUUUAAAAAGUUUUUAUGUUCUUUGGUUGUGGCUGAAAUGGAGUAGAACCAUUUUCAGCUGCGCCUGCAUGUUAGGUGUCUUCGUAUCCAUUGUGUCCCCCAUUAUGUACAAUAAAUAAAGUUCUCGCUGUUGUCAUAGAA
Molecule: messenger RNA, 3354 nt
Organism: Anopheles coustani
Lineage: Eukaryota; Metazoa; Arthropoda; Insecta; Diptera; Culicidae
Gene: Cse1
Product: exportin-2
Exons: 6
Coding region: 250-3168 (972 amino acids)
Biological process (GO): protein import into nucleus; protein export from nucleus
Cellular component (GO): nuclear envelope; cytosol
Molecular function (GO): small GTPase binding; nuclear export signal receptor activity
Source: RefSeq, a predicted model, not a curated record